Dalotia coriaria is the source of this 5560-nucleotide messenger RNA. RefSeq names its product bridge-like lipid transfer protein family member 3B. The record is from RefSeq and is a predicted model, not a curated record. NCBI's taxonomy places the organism in Eukaryota, Metazoa, Arthropoda, Insecta, Coleoptera, Staphylinidae. The transcript is spliced from 15 exons. Bases 211 to 4179 code for a protein of 1322 amino acids.
GCAGGAAAUCUUUGAUGACAGGUCCAUUAUCUAGGGUUGGGAGGCCUGUCGAAAGCAACAGCAGUUCAACAAGAAAAACCACUUCCCACUCGAAUCUCAGUGUGUCCCUUAGAAAAUCGGCCACCCACAGCUAGGAAUGUUGCUAGUCAUGUAAUUUACACGCAAAAGGAUAAGCUUACCAUCGUUAUCGCCCAGGGGAAACGUCUCAAAAUGGUCUCCAUCAUAAAGAACCAACUGUUGAAACACUUAUCAAGAUUUACAAAGAAUUUAUCGGCGGACAAGAUCAAUCUUAGCACAUUCAAAGGGGAGGGUGAGCUAAGCAACUUGGAAUUAAAUGAGAUUGUACUCACUGAUCUCUUGGAACUUCCCUCCUGGUUAAGACUUCAGAGUGCCUGGUGCAACAAGGUAGCCUUCCGGAUACAAUGGACUCAACUAAAGAAAGUUCCUAUUGUACUUAGCCUGGAUGAAGUGAACAUCAUAGUGGAAACAUGUGAGGAGCUAAGAGAGAUGAAUUUGUCAGGACCAGCAACAGCAGCUGUGCCUGGCAAAUAUAGUUUCAUCCAUAAAAUCAUUGAUGGCAUCACAGUAACUGUAAAUGCUGUGAAUAUUACGUUCAAUAGUCCAGCAUUCACAGCCAAUGUCCAGAUAUCCAGAAUCCUAUUGGAAUCCAAGAAUCCUAAGUGGAAAAAGGGCGAUUUACGUACGACUCGCAUAAAAGAGCCAGAAAGAGGGCAACUGUUGAUAUUUAAAGAAUUAGAAUGGCAGACAGUUAGAAUUGAGGCUAAAUCAACCAAGGACAAAAACUUAACGCCACUACGAUUGCUGACGAAUCAGGCGAGAUGCCGCAUAACGAUCAAGAAACGAUUAUCUGAUUCGUUCAUAUUGGGAUCACGACUGGUAAUCAUACUAGAUGACCUGCUGUGGGUUCUCACGGACUCGCAAUUAAAGGCGGCAUUACAUUUUCUUGACUCUUUAGCCGGAUUAGUCCAAAAAGCGACUGAUCUAACGCGCAAAACGAAGGCAGCUCGAAAACUAGAAGAGCUGCCGGAAUACCGCGCGCAUCAGGCGCAGCAGGAGCGUAUGGACAAUGGAAACUCGUCGGAAGCAAUUCGGAAACUGUUUACUCCAUGGGAUGUUGUAGAAACAUCAUAUCACUUCCUUUCCCAUCAAAUAGUAUUGCAUCUAUGCGAUGAUCCUGGCGAUGGUAGAUCGACGCAUCCUAACUUAAAAGAUGGCGGCGCGCUGCAAGUCACCCUGCAGCACUUCCAAGUGGAUUUCUAUCCCUAUCACAUGGCGAUUAUCGAUCGUAAACACUGGCCGAGAUAUCGCGAGUCGUCUAUUCCGCAUGUCUUGUGGCAGGAGCAGGCACUCACUUCCUUCCGCAGUAAAUUUCUUGAUCUCAUCGAGAAGAAUCGCGCACAACAUACGCCACUGUCACGAGCCAAUAAGAAUGUUGAAUCGCCUACAACAGAAUCUCGCCGUGCGUCGACGGUGCCAUCGCCGACUGAUGUGAAAUCAUUCGCAAUCAAGCAGCUAAAUAAAUUGAUGACUAGUUGCAUGAUUAUUCGUAUCGAAGAUUUUACGGUUUACAAAGUGACUACGUCGGGGAAGAAGCAAUCGUUGAAGGAGUUUAUCACAGCGCAAAACAAACGAAAAGAUGGACGAGGAGAACGCGAUCAAAUGUCUUUGCCUCCGGAAACAAAAAUGGUUCAUGCCGAAUUUACUUACUUUUAUUAUCCUAAUGAUACACCUUUUCCUCUGCCUGCACCAAAAUUCUACGUGCAAGUGAACCCUAUCAACAUCUACUUCGACUUGGAGAGCUGUUUGUGGUUGAAUUCAUUUGCAUUAAAUCUAUAUCAGUCUCUGCAGGAUUCAAAGAAGGAUAUGACUGAUAUUUCUAAUUUGACUUACAUAGAUGUGAAAAUUGAAGCAAUUUUACCUAGGUUAAUUUUUGAAAGUUAUAAAGAUUAUAUUAUCCAACGAGAUAGGCCCAAAUCGCUGACAUUUGAGGUGACUCGCGCAACCAUCACGAAUGUCCGCAGCCUGGAGCAGUCUUCCCGUGCUGACCUCGCAAAGUGCGUGGACUCCUUCCACAUGGGCUCUCUUUUCUUCGGCAGCGAAUAUCCAUCACGGCCGGAAGAUUUCUACAUUGUUACGCAGAAAUUCCUCGAUCACAUUAGCACGAAAGACAAUAUUCGUACGGCACACACGGAGUUGAAUGCAUCUAGUAUUGAGACUUUGAUCAGUCAGCUAAGUCGUGAAUUUAUGUGGACGGAAGCAAAGGACGUGUGGUGCAUUAAUUUGGAACCAGUAUGGGCAGAUUUUAACGGCGCCAGGGCACUGAAUAAGCCUGUGCCAUUCCUGGAUGCUGUGCCCAUCACAAUAUGGCUACACAGUAACAUGGAUCCGAACUCAACCAUUAAGCAAAACAACGCCUACGCAGACAUACACGCGCUGGCGCAUAUUUCCAACUUGGUCAGUGUGCAACUCAAUCACUAUCAAUAUUUGUUUCUACUGCGGCUGGCUGAGGAUGCUACUGAACUGGCAGCUUUCUUGCUGUUGGAUACUAACCGAAUUACUAAACAAGAACAGAAUAGUUCGCUCAUUGUGGGCGCUCUUCUGCCUCAACUUGAAGUUACUUUGGUUAUGCCUUCCGCUUAUCCGGGCAAGGAGUCUUCCGGUGGAGAUGUUGAGUCUUUUGCGCCCGAGAGUUCUUUUGCUGAUGAUAUGGAUCAAAAGGGAGGAUCAAUGGGAACGGUAUGGAAUUCUAACUUGACGAUUUCAUCCGUGCCGCCAUUAACAUCAAUGAAAUCGUAUGCAAAAUCGCCUUCGAAUCCAAAUGCUAAUGUUAAUUUUAACACAGCGAAUAAUAUUAAUUCAUUUCCGAGUCCUGUCGAGAAACCACUUUAUCAAGAUAAACUGUCUCCGAAUGAAACUUCCCCAAUGAUUUUAGAUUCGGCGAAAAAUCAAACACUUACUAAUAUAACAAAUGCAGGGUUUUCUUCAAUGCGGAAAGGCUUUAGUAGCCUGAUGACAUCGAUUGAUAGCGCGCUAAAACCAACGAUGGAUGCAAGUGACGCCAGUGACACAAUGUCCAUCCGCAGUGAUGUAUCCAGCGACUCGGAAAAUUACAUUUUCUUAAACAUGGAACAGGAUAGCAUGCAGAAAGCGGACGACAUGUUUAUCGUGCCAGAAUUUAUGUCGCAGAACAAAGGUAUGGUGGAAAUUGCUAGCGAAGUCAUUGAAGAAGAGAGCACGAUAACGUCCACGAGUGAACACAGUUUGACGAGCAGUUGUCGCCGAAAAGACUUGGUUUCUGUCUCUACGUUUAAACUUACAAAAGUCGAAUUUAUCCAGCAAUCCUCUGGCUUCUCUUCAUCUAUAAAACUUCAAGUGGAGAACAUUUCUAAUGAGGACUGCAAUGCGAUUCCUUGGGAUGAGUUUCAGGCCAAGUACAAGAGCAAGUUCAGCUCGAGGUCGCGCGCUUGGUCAGAUAAUCCCAGCAACUCGGCGACGACGACGCAGGUGAAACUUCGAAUGGAUCACGAUAUUGUUAUGCCCAAACAUGCGAUAGCAAUCAAUCGCACCAACUUAAAAACGCUCUUCAAAGAUUUUCUGGAUAUUAGAGUCAACGAUGUUGCACUUAAUUUAUCGAUGAGUACUGUUGUUGGAAUGGCGGACCUCGCCGAAGACGAAUGCAUUCCUAUUCCAAUUCCUAUGGAGAUAUCACUUAAAGAUAUCUAUGUGCAUCUGACAGAGGACCGUCCGCCGGUGAAUAUAACAUCCCCAGGUCCGGUGCCAAUUGAUUUGAAAAUCGCUGAAAUGUUUAUCACGCGAGACGCAGAAGGAACAUUCCAUAUUGUUCCGAAUACUAAAACAGUUCGACAAAACUCUAUCAUGAACGAUGAGAAUAUGCUCAAUCAGCAAAUAAAUCGGCAGCUACGCUUAGACAACGAUGAAUUGCGAAGACGUUUACUGGCGUUUGAACGUAUUUCAGAGGAAAAUCGCAUGUUGCGUAAGGCAAAAGAAGAAACUGAAGUGCUUAAAAGUUCACUAUCUAAAAGCCAGGAAGACGUUGCGCGUCUACUCGAAGAAAAGCGCCGAUUACUCGACGAAGUUCGCAAGUUGCAGGAGCAGUUCAUGAACGACCGGCGAGGCCAAUGGACAGCCAAAAGAUAGCAAUGUUGUCUGGACUGCACCAACUGCUGCACGAACAUGAGGAGAUAGUUUAGUCGCUAGCUAGAGGGUCAGUCUUUGUUUUAUCAUGCUAAACAAUGCAAACAUUUUAUCGCGAACAAGUGGAAAAUUGAGAAAGUAAAUUGACAGAAUAUAUUACGUAGAUAGGUAGGCUUUGAAAUUGAUAUUGAUUAUUAUAAACGUUAUUAGGCGGAAGGGAAUUAAAUGAGUGCAAUUUACCAAAGAUUUCUGUUUCACUCAUGAACGAUUUCAAGCGCAAUAAAUUCGUUCAGGAAGCAAGAGAAUUCCGUUCCAAUACUUCCUACGUUUUCUGGAAGGCAUGUUAGUUUUGAUUCGUUAGCUUUAACAAGAGAUUUGAUAUAUCUAUGAUGUAAAAAUGUAUAUUUCAAGAUAUUUCUAUUUCCAUAUAUUUUAUGUUUGUUAUUUUUGUAUUAUUCAAAUUUGGAUCGUUAUUACUCAAUAGAUAUAUCGUAGUAACAGUAAAGUGGUGUUGCCAAAAACGAUGUAAGCAUUGCGUGCCAUACAAAAUGAAUUAAAGUUGUUUGGAAGGAGUAAAUUUGCAUGGCUAGAUUGUACGUCCGUUUGGCAAUUUAGUCCAGGGACAAUCUACAAUAGCGAAAAUUGUGGUCAUGUCGAUAACCACAAAACCAAUUACUUCAUUAAUUGCAGCAAUUUGCAAACAAUGAAGCAAUUACUUUCAAAUGUAGAGCUUUACCAAUCACAUAUACGAUUGGAAUGUAACAAUCACGCAUCAUGUUAACUCAAGUUGCUACAGCGACGGAAAACAUGUCAAUAGCGAUAGAGCCUUUCUUUAUCAACUUCAAUAGAUUAUUCCUGGACUAGUUACUUUACUCACUUAAACAUACGCAUAUUUCAUGAACAUAUCGAUAUGGAGUGGCAUGGAUAAUGCCGUAAUUUGUGAUCGUGUAUGAAUGAAGUACAUUUUACGGUAUGCGAAACGUUUUUAUUCGAAUUGUUUGCGUUAGAAAAACUCUCUCGGUGGAUGAGUGCCAACGCAACGUGUUGUGAUUACUUCCUAGGUUGCUCUUAAAUUUGAUACAUAACAAGAACACCAAUCAAUAAGUGGUUAGUAGUACAUUUUAGCGCAAAUAACUAAAAGAAGUGUUUUAUGAGCGUACUUAAAGAGAAAAGAAAAUACUAUUUACAUGUUGUCUUGUAUUCUUGUGUUUCUGACAUGUGUAUGUAAAACCUAAUAUUAUCAGCUAGGACAAAACAAAACGUUUAAAACAAAAACACAACAAAUGUUAUAAUAAUGUAUAUGGUGUUGAAUGAAGAUGUCUGCAAAGUGGACAAAAACGUCUAUUUGAAUCAUGUAAUAAUAAAUUCAUCGAUUGCAACGCAA